AAAAGAAGCCAGAAAUGAAGCGAAAUACUGAGGAAAGACCAAAAAAUGUCACAAGAAGAAGAAGAGGAGGCAGGUGCAGGCGGACCGGGAGGCAGCAGAGGGUUGUCGGCUUGCUGUUGAUUACAAUGGCUACAAUGACAGCAAGUGUACUCAACAACUUUGCAGACCUGGCUUUGUCCCUCCCCCCUCCCUCCCUUGAAGCAACCAUUAAGCAGAACCCAACAGUAGUGGAUGCAACAGGGUAUGAUGGAAGAACCGCUCUUCAGAAAGCAGUGAUGGUGGGAAACCUGCCAGUUGUGAGGCUGCUGCUACAGUAUGGCAGCGACCCAAACCUCAGGGCUCAGUCAGGGGAAACGGCAGUGCAUGUGGCCUGCUGCCGGGGACUCCUGAAUAUGUUUGUAACACUCCUGAAGCAUGGCGGUGACCCCAUGGUGGCAGACGGGGCUGGCAGAGUGGCCAUUCAUUGUGCCGCCAUCGCUGGCUCAAUGUUGUUGGUUCAAUAUCUGGCAGAAGUUUGUGAGGUUAAUCUGGAGGCUGAGGAUGCUCGAGGCUCCACCCCUCUUCACAUUGCUGCAUCCUGUGGUCACCUCUCACUUGUGGAGUACCUCGUCAGGACCAAAAAAGUGGGCAGGACCAAAGUGGACAGUGAUGGCAACACAGCGCUUCAUUCAGGAGCAGUUGGAGGAGUGUCUGGAGUGUGCUGGGCAGUGCUGUACCCAGGGGCCGAACACCUCCUCACCACCACUAAUGCAGCCGGCCUCACGCCUGCCCAGGUGGCCCAUGCUUCCAUAUCUGUCUCUCCUGACUGUCGGCGAUGGAUUGACAGGUGGACACGGCAGUACGAGCGUAGUGCAGCAGUGGAGUCCCCUCGCUGGCCUUGGCUUAUCCAGCUCUUCACUCCAUUCACAAUAUUUUAUGUAGGAAUUCUUCUGUCAGUGUUUGUGUUGCCGCACCACCAGUGGAUGGUUGGUGUGCCGGUGUUUAUAGUGGCCCUCACAGUCAUGGCCCGACAGCAGCACCGCCUAAAACACCCUAUCAGGUGGCCUAAUCCAAUAUACCUGGGAGCUUAUGGGGGUGGGCUGUUUUCCACGCUGGCAUGCUAUGCAGCCGGCAUCAAAGCACACCAGCAUCAGCCCCUUCUGCUCUCCCUGCUCAUGUGGACAGUUGUGUUGAUCCACUUGUUCAUCUUCUACAAACUAGUCACAGGUGACCCUGGCAUUGUGCGGGCAGAGGGACCACUUAGGGAGGUGUUAAGAGGAGUUGGUGAGGGCAUUGUGAAAGGAUACUGCUCAGAGUGCCAGCUGGCCUCCCCUCCCCUAGCCCAUCACUGCCGCCUCUGUGUUGCAUGCCAUCACCAGACCGACCACCACUGUUUAUUCCUCAAUACGUGCAUUGCUGCCAACAACCAUUGGUACUUUGUGGUGUUCAUCAUGACCAACAUCAUCCUCAUGACUGGGUUCCUGGGUGCUGCCUACACAGCCACCGUGCCACCAGGAGUACAGGGGGACUGGGUGGAUAGACUCACAGCCCAUGUCCACAAUUUGCUCAAUGAAGACAUGUGGACAGUCCUCAUGGCUGUGUGCAAUGAAGCUUCCCUAAUUUGGGCAUUUUAUCUUCUCAACACCCAGUUCCAGGUGGUGGGAUCUCAGCAAACAACACUGUGUCGCCUCAAGCUAGGGAGCCCCCUCACCAAACCAACCUUGAUGGAGAAAACGAAGAACUUUUGGAGCUUUCUUCUACGGGGCCGAGUCCCCCUCAGCAAUCAGACUCAUUACUUCAAUCCGGUGUAGAAUUUUGUCCUAGUUACUGAGGCAUUUAUUGUGUUUAUUUACAGAGUAAUAUAGCAUCUUUAUUGCAGUUAGAAUAUUGGCAAUGUCACCUUCAUUGAACAUAGUGAUGGCCUUAAUUCAUAGUUUGUCACAGUUUCCCAGCAAGGAUCAUUCCAGAUUGUGACAUUUGGCACUUCUAUUGCCUGCAGAACUAAGUGUUGUGUACAGCUGCCUUGAGUGAAUUUGCUAGUAUGAAUGGUAUGUCACAUUUCUAUUUGUAAGGAUUCAAGUAGCACCAGUCCAGUUCAUGAGACAUGAAUAGGAAUAUUCCUGAUUUUAAAGCUCCAAUGUGUUGUGAGUGCUAUAUUCAAGUGUACAUCCUAAUCAAGUCAGUUAUCAAGUAUCAAACCAGCAUGGUAAUCUCUAUCAAACUGUCAAUUUUAUCAGCAACAUUAAAUCAAUUAGUGCAUAAGAGUACAGAAAAUAAUUUUUUAUUGUGAUGCAAAAGCUAUACUUUUGAAAAAUGCUAGCCGUUGAGGCCACAUUUCUCUUUAUAAAUUUUAAACAACUAAGAAAGAUUAGGGGCUAAGACCCCUCAUAGAUUAUGUUUUACCCAAGACAUAGUUCAAGAUGGUCACAUAACCUGCCUGUAUAACAAAUAGAGUCGCUAAUGGUGAUGAGCAAACUGAAGAGCAAGUGAAGAUUAUUAAGUAAUCUCCAUAACCAGGUGGCUAAGACUGUACACCUCAGUUUGGGUUACAAGAGAGUGCUACCUCUCGCCGAAAAGUCACCAUGAACUGGGAUUGACCUCCCACAGCUCGGUCACGAGGCAAGCACCCAACCCACUGUGCCACUUGGCCCCCUAAACUAAAGAACAAAGUGUUAUAGUGUUGUUGUUGUUUUUUUUUUUUUUGUUUUUUUUUUUUUCAUUACCAUGAAUGUGACAAUGUAAGGAGAAUUUUAGGUAGGAUAGCUUUACUUAGAGGACCAUCAGGAAAAAAGAACCUCCAAAAAAAAGGGGUGGGAAUAAACAAAACUAGACAGGCAUAUGACUAGGAUUUACAAUGUGGCAGUCACCAGUGGCUUUUGAGACCUUAGUAAAAAGUAACCCGUUCUGCACCAGUAAUUGGUGUGUACCAAGCUUUGGCCUAAUUCUGUGCUGUCUUCUCCAAAGUCAGCAGCUACAGCCAAAUGACAGACAUGCAAACAAGGUGAACCAUGAAUAUGGGACACAGAUCAGUCUGAGUUUGUACUACAUUUAGCCCUUGUGUGAAAAGGAAAGGAAUCCAUACCCACCACAGACUUCAAGGCCAAAGUGACAUAGUUUAGUAAUGAAGUAAGCUACCAAUAGGGGUAUACCCUCCCCCCAAAUUUACCAUUUGUGGCUGACAGUCUGGUUGCACUCAUAUCUAUUAUUGCAGCACAUGACUAUGGCGUGCAUUAUCAUGCUUUGGCAACUUGCUGCAUAUCCAAUUUCAUGGAUAAUAUCCGAGGAUGAAGGUGACAGCUGAGAGUUAUUGAAAAAUAGGGGAUAGGUGUUUGGAAAAUUGUGUUAAUAGGUGGAGAAGUUGAUAUUUUGAGGUGUUGAAGGACACAAGUUCCUCUUGUCCUAUUCAGAAAUGAUAGCAAGGUCUGAGAUUAAGUGUUCUGCAGCCUCCAUCCCAGAAUUGUGUCGUUCUUGUUGGGAGGGUCUUUUGUCAAAAGAUGUUGAGUAAUGCAGAGUAGAGUCAUCAGUGUAAGAGUGGAUUUGCAACUCAAAAUCAACUAUGAUUGACAGCAUUUGUCAUUGUCGCCUGUAUAUUAUUGAUGCUGGCAACUGUUUCCUCUGUGUAGGCUAUCAUGUCACAUCCAUGAAAUCAGACAUGCAGUGUGACAACAGGUUGCUAGAGUACAAUAAUGCACACCUCAGAUGUGUGCUCUGUGCCAAUAGUCAUUUUGAGGGACCAACAUUUGCCUAAUUUUGUUAACUGGUUUUCACUUCAUUAAAUCUUUGUCAUAACUUACUCUGGUC
Molecule: messenger RNA, 3780 nt
Organism: Eriocheir sinensis (Chinese mitten crab)
Lineage: Eukaryota; Metazoa; Arthropoda; Malacostraca; Decapoda; Varunidae
Exons: 11
Coding region: 15-1790 (591 amino acids)
Biological process (GO): protein palmitoylation
Cellular component (GO): Golgi membrane
Molecular function (GO): protein binding; palmitoyltransferase activity
Source: RefSeq, a predicted model, not a curated record